Molecule: messenger RNA, 1238 nt
Organism: Rubroshorea leprosula
Lineage: Eukaryota; Viridiplantae; Streptophyta; Magnoliopsida; Malvales; Dipterocarpaceae
Source: the annotation of a GenBank genome assembly
AUCCUUACUGUUCACAAAUCCGGCCCCUUUUUGGUCCCUCCGUUAAAUUUUGGCUUACAUGGCAUGUUAACUAACGGAAAAUUUUUUUUUUCUUUACUUAAAUUACGUGUGAAAUCCAUUAGGCAAAACUUGAUGACAUGGCCAAAUUUUUUAUUUUUAAUUACCAAUAUACCCUCAUUUUCUUCCCCCAUCCUCUCCUUCUUUCAGCCUUUUAUUUCUUUCUUUUUUUUCUUUUUUUUUCUUACCUUUGCGAUGAACCCAGCUGGUGGGUUCGUCGCAAUGAACCCAGCUGGUGGGUUCGUCGCGAUGAACCCAGCUCGUGGGUUCGUCGCAACGAACCCAGGAGCGUGGAUUCGCGACGGCAUUUCAAGCGUGGAAAAAUGCGCGAGCUGGGUUCAUUGCCAACCCAAUCACAUGAGCUGGGUUCAUUGUGAACCCAGUCGCGCAAGCUGGGUUCAUCCUGGGUUCGCGAUGAAUCCAGGCGCCUGGGUUCAUCACAAACCCGCGAGUUGGGUUCGCCUGAAGAACCCAGAAAUCUCUCCCUCUCUGCAGAAACCCAGAUCUGGUCGGUUCUCCCCUCCCCUGUCUGUGAGCUGCAGCUUGUGGGUGGGUGAUUUUUGGGCAUGUUUUCGCCGUGAGUUUCCUUCCUUCCAUGCCGUCGGUCUUCCCUCCACCAAGUCCGGUUUUGCUUGCUGGAAAAUUGUGGGUAAGUUGACAGCUCCUCCAAGCUUGAAUUUCAUCAAUUGUUUGCUGCCUUGUGUGUCCGAAUUGUGUUGGAAAAAUGGGGAAAUUCCGAUUGUUGUGAUUUUUGGAGAAAAAUCCCGUGAAUUAGCUAGUGGUUUGCCAAUUUUGGAAGUUGGAGUUAGUGUUCAUGUUGUGGUCACUGUUCAUUGCACUGUUCACAGUGGGAGGUUUAUAACACUGGCCGUGACCUAUAGAGGAGACGUCUAUUUCGUUCCCGUACUGUAUCCGUUUUUCAUGAUUGCACUUGUUGGCAUGCUUUAAGUUUGAUAAGGGGCACUCCAUAUUUUACUUACUGAGUUUAUCUCAUAGUUUUUCCUUAUCCACCAUUUCAGGAAGUGAAACCGAGGACGGGGAAACCACGGGAAGUGACAAGUUAGAAGGCUAGCCAUAUUGUAAUUGGAUAUGAAAUUUUAGAAACAAAUCAUGAUCUUGUAUUUGGAGACUUUAUUGGAGAUUAAUGAUAUGAGAGCAAAUUAUAAAAUUUGAUCUUCAGA